This is a messenger RNA of Gekko japonicus, 1726 nucleotides long. RefSeq names its product zinc finger and BTB domain containing 6 (gene ZBTB6). Lineage: Eukaryota; Metazoa; Chordata; Lepidosauria; Squamata; Gekkonidae. Gene Ontology annotation, molecular function: protein binding; RNA polymerase II cis-regulatory region sequence-specific DNA binding; DNA-binding transcription factor activity, RNA polymerase II-specific. Bases 70 to 1353 code for a protein of 427 amino acids. The record is from RefSeq and is a predicted model, not a curated record. Gene Ontology annotation, biological process: regulation of transcription by RNA polymerase II. The transcript has 2 exons.
AACAGCUGUUCCUGUGACUGGUGAGAAGUACGGCUGGGUCCCACCAUCUGCAGCAACAGGAUAGUGGCCAUGGCUGCCGAUUCAGAUGUGCUCCAUUUCCAGUUUGAGCAACAAGGGGAUGCUGUGCUGCAGAAGAUGAACCUCUUGCGGCAACAAAACCUCUUUUGUGAUGUGUCGAUCUACAUCAAUGACACCGAGUUUCAGGGGCACAAGGUGAUUUUUGCUGCUUGCUCCACCUUCAUGAGGGACCAGUUUCUGCUCAGCCAGUCCCAGCAAGUACGCAUUACCAUCUUGCAGAGUGCCGAGGUGGGCAGAAAGUUGCUGCUGUCAUGCUACACUGGUGCUCUAGAGGUGAAAAAGAAGGAACUUCUGAAAUAUCUCACAGCUGCAAGUUACUUGCAGAUGGUGCAUAUUGUGGAGAAAUGCACCGAGGCACUAUCGCGGUACCUGGAAAUUGAUGUCUCUGUGGAGGGCAAUAGUAGGAGCCCUGAAAAAUGUCACUCUUCUGACAUGGACCUGGGAGGCAAAGAUGCCAAUCUAGAUAAAGAUUGUGAAAUCAUUGAGAUUUCAGAAGACAGUUCUGUGAAUUUAGAAGAUAAUAUAAAGCAGGAAAAAGGAGAUGUUCAGCAGCAACCCUUGCAAAAUUUAGUACCAGAAAGGAAGGAUGUAAAAAGCCCUGAGAUAUCAACUGUUGAGAUAGAGUACAAGGAUGACGAGAUCUGCAUUUUCCAAAUGGAUUCUAUCAAUGCACCUGGUGUGGAAAAUGAACAGUAUUCACAACCAUCUACCUCCUCUAAAACAAACUUAUAUUUUCCUGAAACUCAGCACUCUUUAAUCAACUCCACUGUUGAGAGCAGAAUUUCAGAAGUGGCCGGGGGUCAGUUUCCAGGCUUCAGGGGUGUGAACCCAGAAGGUGCUGUGAGUGCUGUGGGCGGGUUCCAAAAUCCAGAGGACUCUGGCUAUUCAUGGCGCCACCAGUGUCCAAAAUGCCCCCGGGGGUUCCUCCACCUUGAUAACUAUCUCCGCCAUUUGAAAAUGCACAAACUGUUCUUGUGUUUGCAGUGUGGUAAAACCUUCACACAAAAGAAGAAUCUGAACCGGCACAUCCGAGGGCACAUGGGGAUCCGCCCAUUCCAGUGCAUGGUGUGCCUGAAGACAUUUACUGCCAAAAGCACUCUCCAGGACCACUUGAACAUUCAUAGUGGAGACAGGCCUUACAAGUGCCACUGCUGUGAUAUGGACUUCAAGCACAAAUCUGCCCUCAAGAAGCACCUGACAUCUGUGCACGGAAGGGGCAAUGUGGACAAAGCAGCCUUUGACUCUAUUACUGAAGUCAGAAUAGACUAUGAUUAAUCCACGUGUAGGUAAGGCCAGGCUCCCUGAAAAAUAGUGAGGUCAGCUUCCCACUGAGGCCUCAAUUCAACAAGUUGGCUAGGAAGCUGCAUUCCAGUAUUUCUACAGGUGUUCAUUUCAGGCUUGCAAAUAGGCAUGAGCUUGGUCAACUGCAUUAUGGAUCUCCUUCAAGCUGGGAAGAUGAACAAAAUGUGUCUUGUUCCCUUUUAGACUACACAUUUUUAUUGAGAGAGAGAGAGAAUGCUAUAUAUGUGGGCAAGUAGGGGUAGUAAUUAUUUUGUGGACUCCUACUUUAGCUUUGGGUUCGGUGUUCCACAAAUUCUUGCUAUUCAUUUGCAAGGCUACUUAGUCUUCAGUCCUUAAGAGGGAUGAC